Molecule: messenger RNA, 657 nt
Organism: Zychaea mexicana
Lineage: Eukaryota; Fungi; Mucoromycota; Mucoromycetes; Mucorales; Lichtheimiaceae
Product: Pam16-domain-containing protein
Exons: 4
Coding region: 75-503 (142 amino acids)
Biological process (GO): protein import into mitochondrial matrix
Cellular component (GO): TIM23 mitochondrial import inner membrane translocase complex
Source: RefSeq, a predicted model, not a curated record
CUCUUUUGUUGUGUGUGUGGGUAUUCCCGAAUUAACAGCCCUUCAAUUCCAAACACAACUUUUCACGACUCGAAAUGUCUGCUAGAUUAAUUGCUCAGCUUGUGGUGUCUUUGGGCACUGUUGUUGGUCGCGCAUUUAUUGCAGCAUAUAAACAGGCUGCUGCAAACGCCGCACAAGGUGGUGGUGCUGCAGCUCGAGGUGGUGCCAAAGAAGGGGCUGUUGACGCAUUGACUCGCAAGACUGGCAUGUCAUUGGAAGAGGCUUGCCAGAUUCUCAAUGUCACCAGAGAAGCCGAUCUUGAAAAGAUCGUGAAGAACUAUGAACAUUUGUUCAACGUCAACGAGACGGCAAAAGGUGGCUCAUUCUAUAUCCAAUCCAAGGUUGUCCGGGCAAAGGAAAGAAUUGAAAUGGAACGGGCUGAAGAAGCAAAGAAGAACCAGCAACAGCAGCAACAACAACAAAACGCUUCAUCCGAAAACAACUCCUCUUCUCCAUCAUCAUAAUUGCAUAUACACACACGUACACACUCACAUUCCCCUUGUCACUCUUCACACACAAUAUGCAACCAAAAAGUACACAUACUGAUCAUAUAUAUAAAACCACCAUCCCCACCCCUUUCUUUGUUUUAAAUUUCUUCUUUUGUAAGUAGAUCAUUCA